Chenopodium quinoa (quinoa) is the source of this 2468-nucleotide messenger RNA. RefSeq names its product ubiquitin carboxyl-terminal hydrolase MINDY-1-like. The record is from RefSeq and is a predicted model, not a curated record. Lineage: Eukaryota; Viridiplantae; Streptophyta; Magnoliopsida; Caryophyllales; Amaranthaceae. Gene Ontology annotation, cellular component: cytosol; cell periphery. The transcript has 12 exons. Gene Ontology annotation, molecular function: K48-linked deubiquitinase activity; cysteine-type carboxypeptidase activity; cysteine-type deubiquitinase activity. Gene Ontology annotation, biological process: protein K48-linked deubiquitination. Bases 182 to 2263 code for a protein of 693 amino acids.
UACAAACACUAUAAACUCGUUUUAUUUUAGAGCUAAACUUUAACCACGGAAAAACACUUUAAACUUGAACAUUUCAUUUCAAUUCAAUCUCAUUUUCAAAAUCCACUACUAACAAAAACAUUACAACCAUCUUUCUCUCUUUUUUCUCUCUCCUCCUAAACUAACACCAGAGAGGUCGACUAUGGCUUCUUCUUCGGAAGAACAGCAACAACAACAACCACAAUCUCAAGAACAACAACAAUCUUCAGAUGAAACUGCUUCUGAAAGUGUUCUUCACAAAACGAAGACAAUCAAUUUCUUCGGUCGUUCUACUCCUAUUAUUCUUCAAAACGACAAUGGACCUUGUCCUCUCAUCGCUAUCUGUAAUGUACUUCUGUUGAGGAAUGAAUUGAAUUUGAGUGCUGAUGUAAGUGAAGUUUCACAGGAGAAGCUACUUUCAUUAGUUGCUGAGAGAUUGCUGGAUUCAGACAGCAAUAACAAUAAUAAAGAUGCAGGUUAUGUUGAAAACCAACAACAAAAUAUUUCUGAUGCGAUAAACUUGCUGCCAUGGCUUACAACUGGCAUUGAUGUAAAUGUCAAAUUCGAUAGGAUUGAUGCUUUUGAGUUUACUCCAGAGUGUGCAAUAUUUGAUCUUCUGGGUAUCCCAUUAUAUCAUGGUUGGUUAGUUGAUCCUCAGGAUCAUGAGACUGCUGAAGCAAUUGAAUCAAAAUCUUAUAACACUCUUAUGGGGGAUCUUGUUGCCUUGGAAACAUGGAAAAUGGAGAAUGUGGGCAAGGAUAAAUCUGAUGAAGACUGCAUUGAUUUUGCGGCUGCAACUACUGCAGCCUUGGGUGUUCCUUCACCUAGCCUUUCAAGGGCUAAAUCUUUUGACGAGUCUCCACGCUCUGCUUCUGAUCAACAAAUAUUUGGGAAAGGAGAUGCUGAGGAAGAGGCACAGCUGUUAGAAGUGUUGAAAUUAUCGAAGGCUGAUCUACCUUCUAAUAUAGAAGCAGUCCCUGCAGGAGAUGUAAUAAUAUCUUUUGAUGAGAAUGUGCAUAUGUCCAAGUCACCUAUGAAUUCUGCUCAUGUAUCUGAAGGACAUAGCACCAGUGGACUAUUAGAUGUAGAGCCUUCUGUAUCAGGCAGUGAUGAUGUGCAUGGUCAUUUUGACAGAAAAUUACUUUCAUCUGAAGAGCAGGCUCUUUUACUUUCCUUCACUAAUGAUAGUGAAAAAGAUCAUGACCAAUUAUUUCCUGCUCCACUUGGAGAAGUUUCCUUGUCAAAUGAUUUGGCAGAAUGCAAGAUUGACACAGCGAUUCUCAGUGACCCUGCUCCAGCAAAAGAUACAGUAAAUGAUCAAAAAGCUGAAAGCUUGUCUACUCCUGUAAUUGAUGUCAGUGAGGGGUUGCAUAAACUAUCUUUAGAACAAACUUCUAGUCAGAUUGCAGGUCAUGCUGGUUAUGAGCCAUCUAGUGGCUCAAUGCCCAGCAUUGAAGCAGUUGAAUCCUUUACGCCGAGUCUUGAUGGAAGUGAACCUAUAUAUGAAGGGGAGGAGUGUAUACUGGAUCCAGGAAAAACACUCUGUGAAGAUCACGAACCUGUCUAUGAAGGUGAGGUGGUUUUGGCUGAACAGGCUGACAAUGGAGUUAAAGAUGCCUCUGAUGUGAGUCCCAAGCAUGGAAUAUCACUUAGACAGGGGGAACUUAUUGACAACUUCUUGAAAGGCAAUGCCAGCCAGUUGACUUUUUAUGGCUUAUUUUGCUUGCAAGCAGGUCUCGAUGACCAUAAGCUUUGUGUUUUUUUCCGAAAUAAUCACUUCAGCACAAUGUUUAAGCUGGAUGGUGAACUCUAUCUUUUAGCCACAGAUCAAGGAUACAUGAAUCAGCCUGACUUAGUAUGGGAAAAGUUGAAUGAGAUCAAUGGAGAUACACUAUUCAUGACUAGUAAUUUCAAGGAAUUUAGGCUGGAAAGCAGUUCAAAUGGUACAUGGGAUCAGCAGAAUGCUGUAGCUAAUACUGCUGACUAUCUGGCUAGCAUUGAUAAUUCAAAAACGAAUGACUCAAAUAUGAAUUCCGAUCUACAAUUGGCAAUCGCUUUGCAACAGCAGGAGUUUGAGCAGCAGCAGCAGCAGCGGAAUCCUCCACAACAAGCUUCUAGUGCUGGCGGUUCUAGGCUCAUAACAGGUCCCCAGGUUCCCCGAAGUAGUGCAAAAGCAACAUCGUCAUCAUCGACCCCGAGACAAGAUCAAAAAUCAAAAGAUAAAUCCAAUUGUAAAAUUAUGUGACAUUUUUUGGUGGGGAGUUUGUCAAAUUGUAAGUGUAAAUUUUGUGUCUCUAACUUGUUUUAUAGCAGUACAUCUGAUGUAUCCAUUCAAAAUCCCCUCCUGAUUGGUUUUGCAUCUUGAUUUUAUGCUUUUGGGCUGUAAAUAAUGAUGGUAUAAUAUUGCCAUAGGCCUUGCAAUGCGAAUUCCUCCUUUUUGUUUUCCUCUC